AUGACGAGAACAUCGGCGUCGAAGAAACGACAAGGGCGACCAUCGAACAAGGUCUCUCCGCCACUGGCGACACCAAAUCAGGCGACUCUCAUUGCGGGGGAAGUGGAUGUGGGUGAAACGAGUGGUGUAUUGAAGGCAACUGUGGUGGCAAACAACAAUUGGGAAGUUGAGAAUCCCAAGUUAGGGGUUUGUCAAAACCCUAAAGAGGGAGAAAGAGAAAUUAAAGUGGCAAGUCUAGCAGAGCUACAAGGGAAUAAUGGUGCUACGAAACUGUGGGUUGAUCAAAAGGCUGAUAAGGAUAAAGGAGAAAAUAGUCAAGUUAACAAAGCUGAGGAGGAAGGGAUUCCUGGAAAACAUGAGGGUUUUGCGUUGCCAAGUGAGGUUACACCUAACAGAAUGGACAGGCUUGUUCAGCCAAUGGUACCAAUGCAGAAGAUGGGAUUUGGACAUUAG
Vicia faba (fava bean) is the source of this 453-nucleotide messenger RNA. NCBI's taxonomy places the organism in Eukaryota, Viridiplantae, Streptophyta, Magnoliopsida, Fabales, Fabaceae. The record is from the annotation of a GenBank genome assembly.